AUGUCUACAUUCACUGCUCUCAAUGGCGCCCCCUCAAAGUUGACCGAGUCUCCCGCGGCGCCGGCAGAUCAGAGCUCAUCUCCUGGUGAGCGUCUUGCUGGUUCAGUAAUAGCCACCUCGGCGCCAGCGGCCGCUGAGAUGCCAACAACUUCGUCAUCUCAAAGGGAAUCGUGGACACCUCAAAGUGCGGAGAGGACCAUACACGUUGCAACCUAUCCCCCGGAAAUCGAAGGGUCACAUAAGCGUAAGCGAUCGGUAUCCGUUGAGAUCCGGAGAGAGCUCCCAGCACAGGAGCGUACCCCAGAUACUGCAACGGCUCCGCCGCACAACGAGGCCCGCGAUCACUAUGGUACGCCCCAGAGAGACUACCGGUCCUAUGGUGAUGAGCAGCGAGAACGCGACAAGGAAAUGUGGUACUCGCACUCGUCUCGAGAUGAGAGGAACCCCUACGAGACCCAGCAGAACUCGGCAAUAUCGACCCAAAGCAACACAGAAGAGCAACUUGGAGAAGCGUUGAGGCGAGCUGCAGGCCAGAUGGACCACAGCGAUUACACUAACACGAGCCCCGAUGGCGAUGAUCGAUCAGUGUCCCUGUACGGUGGCUCAUAUACCGACCACAGAGGAGACUCGAUGCUCCAGCACGAUCCCAAGAAGCGAAAGCGUAACUUUAGCAAUCGCACGAAGACUGGCUGCCUUACAUGCCGCAGGAGGAAGAAGAAAUGCGACGAGCAGAAGCCUGAGUGUGGCAGUAACUGCAUCCGCGGUGCGUUUGUAUGUGCCGGCUACCCUCCACAGAGAGGGCCAGGCUGGCAGAAGCCGGACAACAAGGCCGCCGCAGUCCCGCUUGAGUCCAAAGACCCCAGCUACGUGCCGCCCGCCUGUGAAACGGGAGUCGUUGAACCAUUACCGCGGCCAGCCUCUCCGAAUUGACCCCCCUCAAAGCCGGCCAGUGAUUAUUCCAGAUGACGAUCGGCCAACGGCGUCGACCAUCCCCAGUGCAUCCGUGGCGAGUCCCGACAACAAGCUCUCUGCGCUGCCGUAUACGCCCGCCAACGUCUUCCCCACGCCCGUGAGCGCAAACACUCAGGCACCACCCUUUGGGGAGAGGACGGCAAAGGAGUACCAGCGCGUGCCCCCGCUGCAUGAUUUGAGCCGGACCGAGCCCGAAACACCCCAUCCGGGCAACCAACUGCCGCAGAUCAACAUUCUGCAUCCGACGAGGACAAAUAGCCCGACUCCUCGCCCACAGCCUCCUGCAACCUCAAACGCGCAGAUGGCUGCACAGCUCGCGCUUUCUCACUCGCAAUUUCCUCUGCGACGGACUCAAAAGGAGGAGAUGCUUUCGGGAAGGCACUUUUACCCGUUUGAUAAAGAGCUUUGCCUUGAGCGGGAGCGAUGCGCUGCCGCCUGCUGGAGAUUCAACAACCUCACGACGCCCCCGACAAACGGCGUCUCUCCCGAAGAGCGAGCGCGCUUGUUCCUCGAGAUCCUGCAGCCCCGAGACCCUGUCCGCGUGUCUCCCAUCGAGGCGUCUCCGGUGACCAACGUUGGACGGGUUGGUCGUCAUGUUGCCGUCGAAACUCCCUUUGUCUGCGAUUAUGGCUAUAACAUCUCCAUUGGCAACGACGUUGUCAUUGGCCGAAACUGCACCAUCAACGACGUCUGCGAGGUCAAGAUCGGGGACAACUGUGUCCUCGGGCCAAAUGUCAGCAUCUUUACCGCCUCCUUACCCAUUGAUCCUAAGAAACGUCAAGGGGGGCAGGGGCCGCAGCAAGGCAGACCUAUUGUCAUUGAGCAGGAUUGCUGGAUCGGUGGCGGUGCCAUCAUCUUGCCCGGCCGGACCAUUGGCAAGGGAAGCACCGUCGGAGCAGGAUCUAUCGUUACCAAGGAUGUGCCCCCCUUCACGAUAGUGGCUGGAAAUCCAGCACGUGUCCUUCGCGGCAUUGCGUCUU
Trichoderma reesei QM6a is the source of this 1952-nucleotide messenger RNA. Lineage: Eukaryota; Fungi; Ascomycota; Sordariomycetes; Hypocreales; Hypocreaceae. The record is from the annotation of a RefSeq genome assembly.